UGGUCGGCAACGGAAAAAAAAAGAAAGACUGAAGAUCGCUUGUUUUUUGUAUUUUCUUUUUUCCUUCUUUCUCUUCCGCUUCCCCAAUCUUCUUCCCGCGUAUUUCCAUACAUACCCUCAUCUCUAUUACAUGUCCGAGAAAAUAAGCCGCCUCGAAGAGGGCGCAAAGGAGCAAUACUACAAUGAAACGGGUAUGACUCACGGCAGCGAGAAGCUUGACGAAUACGACCCAACAUGCAUGUCCCAACAGAGCGCCGUCGACCCAGAGACAACGUUCCAAGGAACAAAGCGAGGUCUAAACGCACGUCAUAUCCAAAUGAUCUCGUUAGGUGGCGCCAUUGGUACGGGUCUGUUUCUGAGUUCCGGACAGAAUAUUGCGACGGCUGGACCUGGUGGUGCAUUGAUCGCUUAUUGUGUUAUUGGUUUUAUGGUUUACUGUAUUAUGACAUGUUUGGGAGAGAUGGCAACGUUUAUGCCAGUGUCCGGAUCUUUUAAUCAUUACGCAACUCGCUUCAUCGACCCUUCAUUGGGAUUCGCUUUAGGCUGGAACUAUUGUAAAUCUCUCAUUCCUUUCUUUUUUUCUUUCGUAACAGAACUUUCUGCUGCUGCAACCAUUAUUAACUGGUGGAAGCCAGUAAUGCCAGACGCUGCAUGGUCUGCUAUUUUCUUGGUUCUUAUCAUUGCCAUUAACUUAGUUGGAGUUCGAAUCUAUGGUGAACUGGAGUACUGGUUUGCUCUCAUCAAGAUUCUUAUUACUAUCGUUUUUAUCAUCAUUGCCAUUUGUGUAUCCACAGGUGGUCUGGGCGGUGAAGUUAUCGGUUUCAAAUACUGGCAUGAUCCUGGUGCUUUCGUAGGCGGUGGUGUGGGAACUGUUAGUGUGCUUCUUACUGCAGGUUUCUCCUUCCAGGGCACAGAAAUCGUUGGUAUCACUGCUGGUGAAGCAAAGAAUCCCACAAAGACUGUACCCCGAGCUAUCCGUAAUACAUUCUGGCGUAUCGUCUUCUUUUAUAUCGUCACCAUGUUCUUGCUUGGUAUCACUUUGCCAAAUGACGAUCCGAAUCUUGAGAAUAGCGACGACAGCGCCGGAACAGCUGCUUUCACACUAGUUUUCCAAAAGGCAGGAAUUGAUGCAGGCGCUCACGUGAUCAACGCCAUUAUUCUUACUAGUGUGUUGUCAGCUGCCAAUUCGGCGCUUUAUACCUGCUCGCGCACCUUACUCGGUCUUGCCCAUGAUGGUAACGGCCCUGCAUUUCUCUCACGCACCAACCGCUACGGUUCGCCUUACUGGGCCGUCAUUAUCUCUUCAAUUAUCGGUUUUGCCUGUGUAUUCGCAUCUAUCUAUAGCGCUUCUGAAGCUUUCAACUGGUUCUUAAGUAUCACCGCUGUCAGUGGCUUUAUCAGUUGGUGGGGCAUUGCAUUCGUCCAUCUCCGUUUCCGACGUGCAUACAAGCGACAAGGAAGACUUCUCGAAGACUUACCCUACAAAGCAUUCCUUUAUCCCUACUCUGCCAUUUUUGCUUGUGUACUGUGUAUCCUCAUUAUUCUGGGUCAGGGGUACACUGCAUUUACACCCGAAUUCGAUGGCGUUUUGUUCGUCACAAACUACAUUGGUAUCGUACCAGCCAUUCUCUGCUAUGUUAUUUACAAGCUUGUUCGACGUACGCGCGUGGUCCCAUUGGAUGAAGUUGAUUUUGAUACGGGACGUGUAUCUCGAUUUGAAAUGGAACAGGAAGAAGCAGAGGAGAGGAAUUUGCCUUGGUAUCGCAAAGUUUUCAACGUCAUUGCUUAAAUUAUUAUCAUGUACUUUUACCUUGUAUUUUUAUUUGUAUUAUUAUAUAUUUCAAUCACGACAAAGAAAAGGAGAAUCAAGCAAUAUUAAAUCGUGGGUGCUAGGUGGACCCGAGGGUUGCGAACUGUGAUUAUUUGUAUUAUAACAAGAUGCUGUGUGCACUACUUGUGCUUGUGAAGUAAUAUAAGGG
Messenger RNA from Zychaea mexicana, 1979 nucleotides. Its product is annotated as amino acid permease/ SLC12A domain-containing protein. Gene Ontology annotation, cellular component: membrane. Bases 131 to 1789 code for a protein of 552 amino acids. The record is from RefSeq and is a predicted model, not a curated record. NCBI's taxonomy places the organism in Eukaryota, Fungi, Mucoromycota, Mucoromycetes, Mucorales, Lichtheimiaceae. Gene Ontology annotation, biological process: amino acid transmembrane transport. The transcript is spliced from 13 exons. Gene Ontology annotation, molecular function: amino acid transmembrane transporter activity.